AUGGUCUGCAAGCACUGGCUCCGCGGCCUCUGCAAAAUGGGCGAAGCAUGCACGUACCACCACGAAUACAACCUGCGGCGUAUGCCCGAAUGCAGCCACUGGGCGCGGCACCAAACCUGCCCCAACGGGCCGGAGUGCCUCUACGCCCACAUCGACCCGGACUUCAAGCGCCCGGCGUGUCCGUGGUAUGAGCGCGGCUUCUGCCCGCUGGGCCCGUACUGCGCGAACAGGCACGUCAAGAAGGAUGCGAUAUGCAAAUUCUACCUUGCGGGGUUCUGCCCGGAUGGGAGGGAGUGUAAGGAGGGCGCUCAUCCGAGGUAUCAAGCGGAGCUCAAGAAGCCGGAGGUCAGGGUGUUCAAGUCUCCCGAGCAGCUGGAGCAGGAGAGGAUUGAGCGAGAGAUGGAGGCUGAGCGCGAGGCGGAGAGGGAGAGGGAACGGGAGGAGAGAGGGUUCAGCAUGGGUGGUGGGCAGCAGAGGUUUGGCGGCAAAGGCAGAUGGAACAAGAAGAGGAGGUCUGGCAGGCGGGGCCAGUACUGA
Coniosporium apollinis CBS 100218 is the source of this 537-nucleotide messenger RNA. RefSeq lists its product as uncharacterized. Gene Ontology annotation, molecular function: metal ion binding; RNA binding. NCBI's taxonomy places the organism in Eukaryota, Fungi, Ascomycota, Dothideomycetes. The transcript has a single exon. The coding region runs from base 1 to 537 and encodes 178 amino acids. The record is from RefSeq and is a predicted model, not a curated record.